AAAAGACUUGCGAACGUGAAAGUGUUCGUAGUUGUGCCCGGUCUCCAAAAGUUGUUGUUGUUGAGUUGUUGAAAGGGGCUUGGUUGAAAGACAAAGGCCAAGAUGGCUUCAUUUGCGUUGGUAAGGUUUAAGUGCAAUAGCCAAAUUGUUGCUGUGUCUGUUAAAGAAAUGCUGGCUCUGAGGAAGGAGAAUGGUGUUCGAAAGUUUGAGCCUUAUAUACCAAUUUGUGUUACUGACUUCAAAGUUAGCUCGAGGCACAAGUACGCUGUGCUUUUAACUGAUUCUUUUGGCAAUUUACGGAGAUGGUACGUUAUGAUCGGUCGUCUUGGAGCGUCACCGGAAGAAGUGCUAUACCAAGCUGGAAGUGUAGAAUGGCCUGCUGUGAAGACAAGGAAGUCUCAACGUUCUUGCUUCUCUCAACUGACUGAUAUGACCAUAGAGCACACAAUAAAUGUUAGUGCUGCUGCUGCACAUGAUCAUGAAUUACAGGUAAAAUCAGCUUCUUUGGGACAUUGUGGCAAGUCAGAAAAGGCAAACAAACACAUCGAUUAUCAAGAAGUUCAACCAAAAUCUCACCAGACAAACCAAGAAGAAAAAGAUAUGUUUGAUACAAUGAUGAAUCGUCUGAAUGAAGUUUAUGGUAAGAUUGUUGAGAGAUUUGAUGGAGUUGAACAGUCUCUCUUGGACCUGCCCGACCAGAUAAAAAGAAGUUGCAUGACAAAUGUUAGUGCAUGGUUAAACAGUAUUCCUGAAAAUCUGCCAGAAAUUCGAGGUGCGUCAGAUGUCAGGGUAGACCAAGUCAAGGAUAUGAAGAAGUCUGAGAUUGCAGUGGGAGAUACUGCAUCAGGGAAUGAAUCAGUGGCAAAUUAUGUUGAUGCCAAGUCAGUAGGCAAUGAAUCAAAGAUGAAGGUGGAUGAAAGAGUUGAAACAGAUGAAUCAGAAUCAGAAUCAGAAGUUACUUCACAAAUUGACUCUGAUUUCCCUGAUAAGGAUAUUUUCUAUUCCUUUUUAUCAGGAAUUGUCUCAGAAAACUGAUGCCAGACAAAGAGAAGAGGGCAAAAGUUCAACUAUCUCUAUUGAAAUUAUGCGAAGUAAUUAGGUAACAAAUUAUGUGACUUAUAUUUUAGUUACCAAUCAGUAUUUAACCAUACACAGUAUUUGUGCUAUUUUUUUAGUUACGAAUCAGUAUAUAACCACACAGUAAUUGUGCUAUUUUUAGUAACCAAUCAGUAUUUAACCACACAGUAAUUGUGCUAAUCAUUAAUGAAAGAAGGACCUUCAAUUAAGUCUAUAUUUCAGAUUGUUAUUUUUUUCUGUUUAAGAAAAGGUUUUCAUGCUUGUGAAUAAUUUUUGUUUUUUGUUCAACUUGUGCAUAAUUUAAAAGAAAA
Messenger RNA from Frankliniella occidentalis (western flower thrips), 1388 nucleotides. RefSeq lists its product as uncharacterized. The transcript is spliced from 3 exons. NCBI's taxonomy places the organism in Eukaryota, Metazoa, Arthropoda, Insecta, Thysanoptera, Thripidae. Bases 103 to 1035 code for a protein of 310 amino acids. The record is from RefSeq and is a predicted model, not a curated record.